This is a messenger RNA of Thermochaetoides thermophila DSM 1495, 1431 nucleotides long. RefSeq lists its product as uncharacterized. The transcript has 3 exons. Lineage: Eukaryota; Fungi; Ascomycota; Sordariomycetes; Sordariales; Chaetomiaceae. Bases 1 to 1431 code for a protein of 476 amino acids. Gene Ontology annotation, cellular component: Sec61 translocon complex; membrane. The record is from RefSeq and is a predicted model, not a curated record. Gene Ontology annotation, biological process: post-translational protein targeting to membrane, translocation; SRP-dependent cotranslational protein targeting to membrane, translocation. Gene Ontology annotation, molecular function: signal sequence receptor activity; transmembrane protein transporter activity; ribosome binding.
AUGAGUUCUCUUCGGUUCCUCGAUCUCGUCAAGCCCUUCGUGCCGUUCCUCCCAGAGGUUCAGCAGCCCGAGAGCAAGAUUCCCUUCAACCAAAAGUUGAUGUGGACGGGCUUGACGCUGCUGAUCUUCCUGGUGAUGAGCCAGAUGCCGCUGUACGGCAUCGUCUCGUCCGACUCGUCGGACCCGCUGUACUGGCUGCGCAUGAUGAUGGCCAGUAACCGCGGCACCUUGAUGGAGCUGGGUAUCACGCCCAUCAUCUCCUCGGGCAUGGUCUUCCAGCUCCUGGCAGGCACCCACAUGAUCGACGUUAACCUCGACCUCAAGUCGGACCGCGAGCUCUACCAGUCGGCCCAGAAGCUCUUCGCCCUGAUCCUGUCGGUUGGUACUGCCACCGUCUACGUGUUCACUGGUCUCUAUGGCCCCCCGAGCGAGCUCGGUGCCGGCAUCGUCUUCCUGCUGAUCCUCCAGCUCGUCUUGGCCGGCAUGAUCGUCAUUCUGCUCGAUGAGCUGCUCCAGAAGGGCUAUGGUCUCGGCAGCGGUAUCUCGCUCUUCAUUGCCACCAACAUCUGUGAGUCGAUCAUGUGGAAGGCUUUCUCGCCUACCUCGAUCAACACUGGCCGCGGCCCGGAGUACGAGGGUGCUGUCAUUGCUCUCUUCCAUCUGCUCAUGACCUGGCCCAACAAGCAGCGUGCUCUGCAGGAGGCCUUCUACCGCCAGAACCUGCCCAACAUCAUGAACCUGCUGGCCACCAUUGUCGUCUUCGCCGCUGUCAUCUACCUCCAGGGCUUCCGCGUCGAGAUCCCCGUCAAGUCCUCUCGCCAGCGCGGUGCUCGUGGCUCGUACCCCGUCCGUCUCUUCUACACCUCCAACAUGCCCAUCAUGCUCCAGAGUACCCUGUCGUCCAACAUCUUCCUUAUCAGCCAGAUGUUGUACUCUCGGUUCUCGGACAACCUGCUCGUCCGUCUCUUCGGCGUCUGGGAGGCCAAGGACGGCUCUUCUCAGCUCUCGGCUGUCUCGGGUCUGGUCUACUACAUGUCUCCCCCUCUCAACUUCAAAGAGGCUCUCCUCGACCCCAUCCACACUUUCGUCUACAUCGCCUACAUGCUCACCGCCUGCGCCAUCUUCUCUAAGACCUGGAUCGAGGUCUCUGGCUCCAGCCCCCGCGAUGUUGCCAAGCAACUCAAGGACCAGGGUCUCGUCAUGGCCGGCCACCGCGACCAGAGCAUGUACAAGGAGCUCAAGCGCGUCAUUCCCACUGCGGCCGCCUUUGGUGGUGCUUGCAUUGGUGCGCUUUCUGUUGCCAGCGACCUCAUGGGUGCGCUCGGCUCCGGCACCGGUACCCUGCUUGCUGUCACCAUCAUCUAUGGUUACUUCGAGAUUGCUGCCAAGGAGGGUGAUCUGGCUGGCAUGAAGGGUAUGAUCAUGGGUUAA